AUGGCUCAGGACCCCGGAUCCCUAGAGACGAGCGAGGCUCGCGGUCGAAUUCUCACUAUCACAAAACCCAAAAUCAAGAUCAAAAAAAAACCUACGGUCGUCAAAACUACCACGGUAACCACAACUCCAACUACCGCAGCGGCCCUUACCAAGGUGACCGGACUUUCCACCAAGAGAACUAUCGACUUGGGAACAACUACGGGCGAGCUCCUCCCUCAGGGCCUCGUUACCAACAAGGUCAGACCCAGGGCUAUAACUCAAGCCAUCGCCCUGGUUCACGACUCCAGCCGCCGAUAUUGUGGUGGCCGCAGCCGUGACAACAAUCAAAACCAAUCGCUGCAACAGCAACAGCCAGUCCCGGUGACCUCGCGUUACCGCUCAUUUGACGAACCUGAUCUCUUCGACGAACCCAUCGAGCCUGUCGCUCCCAUUUUGGGCUCUGAUGGCAUGUACUACGAUGCCGAAGGUGACACCAUCAUCGAAGACGCACCCGAAGUCGACCUCGUCGCCAUCGUCACUCAAGGCACCGUCGAGAUGGCCAAGAUCACUCAAAGCCUUCUCGAGCAAAUUGCUGCCUUCGGUUGA
Penicillium atrosanguineum is the source of this 585-nucleotide messenger RNA. RefSeq names its product cyanate hydratase. The transcript is spliced from 3 exons. The coding region runs from base 1 to 585 and encodes 194 amino acids. NCBI's taxonomy places the organism in Eukaryota, Fungi, Ascomycota, Eurotiomycetes, Eurotiales, Aspergillaceae. The record is from RefSeq and is a predicted model, not a curated record.